GAGGCGCGAGGAGUGCGAAUGCGAUUAUCGUUUCUGAUUUAUAUAUCUGCGAGUCGAGUUCCAGUCUCAUUCUCAGUCCCAGUCUCAGUUCCACACCCCCAGUGUGUGUGUGGGCUGUGUUGCGGAUGUGUGUGCACCGUGUGUGUUGAUUUUUCGUGAUCAUUUUUCGCUGGAUGCCACCGUCAUCACCGUUUAGUUGUGCGCUAGACGAGCAGCGAGUAGCAUCCGGUCCCAUCCGAUCUCCGAUCUCCGAUCCGGUCCGAUCCGAUCCGAUCCCAUUAUCCACCAUCCCAUGGAUAGCUGAUCGAUAGCCCGACCGAUAAAGCGCUCCCAAUCGAUCCGUGUACCUGGGAAGUGGAAGCGGAAGUGGAAGUGUGCGUGCUCCGAACCGAACCGUAUCGAACCGAUCCGAACCGAACCGAACCGAGCCGAUCGGAUCGCUUUUUUGUUUGGUGUUUUGGUGUUAUUGCGCUGGUGAACAACAAGUGGAUUGAAACAGGAUUGGAUAAGAUAGGAUCCCAGUCCGGAGCCAUGGAAGUGCUGAAGAAGGACGCCGCACUGGGUUCGCCCAGCAGCGUCUUCUACUUCCUGCUGCUGCCCACGCUGGUGCUGUGGUACAUCUACUGGCGAAUAUCCCGGGCCCACCUGUACAGGCUGGCCGGACGACUGCCGGGACCCAGGGGCCUGCCCAUCGUGGGCCACCUGUUCGAUGUGAUCGGACCCGCUUCAUCUGUUUUCAAAACAGUCAUCCGGAAGAGCGCCCCCUUCGAGCACAUUGCCAAGAUGUGGAUCGGGCCCAAGCUGGUGGUCUUCAUCUACGAUCCCCGGGACGUGGAGCUACUCCUGAGCAGUCACGUCUACAUCGACAAGGCAUCCGAGUACAAGUUCUUCAAGCCCUGGCUGGGCGAUGGCCUGCUGAUCAGCACAGGUCAAAAAUGGCGUUCGCACCGCAAACUGAUCGCACCCACAUUCCAUCUGAACGUCUUGAAGAGCUUCAUCGAGCUCUUCAACGAGAACUCGCGCAAUGUGGUGAGGAAACUGCGUGCGGAGGAUGGUCGCACUUUUGAUUGCCAUGAUUACAUGAGCGAGGCAACCGUGGAGAUUCUAUUGGAGACGGCGAUGGGCGUGUCGAAGAAGACGCAGGACAAGUCGGGCUUCGAGUACGCGAUGGCCGUGAUGCGGAUGUGCGACAUCCUGCACGCCCGCCACCGCAGCAUCUUCCUGCGCAACGAGUUCGUGUUCACCCUGACCAGGUACUACAAGGAGCAGGGGCGCCUGCUGAACAUCAUCCACGGCCUGACCACCAAGGUGAUCAAGAGCAAGAAGGCGGCCUUCGAGCAGGGCACCCGUGGCUCUCUGGCCCAGUGUGAGCUGAAGGCGGCUGCCUUGGAAAGGGAACAGAGCGAGCAGAAUGGGCAGAAUCAGCCGGAACAGGAUCAGGCAGCCAGCGCCAAGGAGGACAAGAGCAGUGGCGCUCCGGUGGCUGGACUUUCGUAUGGCCAGUCGGCCGGACUCAAGGACGACCUGGAUGUGGAGGACAACGACAUUGGCGAGAAGAAACGGCUGGCCUUCCUCGACCUGAUGCUCGAAAGUGCCCAGAACGGGGCCAUCAUCACCGACACGGAGAUCAAGGAGCAAGUGGACACCAUCAUGUUCGAGGGCCACGACACCACGGCAGCCGGCUCCUCGUUCUUCCUCUCGCUGAUGGGCAUCCACCAGGACAUCCAGGACCGUGUGCUCGCCGAACUCGACUCCAUUUUCGGCGACUCACAGCGACCGGCCACGUUUCAGGACACCCUGGAGAUGAAGUAUCUGGAGCGGUGUCUGAUGGAGACGCUGCGCAUGUACCCGCCCGUACCGCUGAUCGCCCGCGAGCUGCAGGAGGACCUCAAGCUGAACUCCGGCAACUACGUGAUUCCCAGGGGCGCCACGGUGACGGUGGCCACCGUCCUGCUGCACCGCAAUCCGAAGGUCUACGCCAAUCCCAAUGUCUUCGAUCCGGACAACUUUCUGCCGGAGCGGCAGGCCAACCGCCACUACUACGCCUUCGUGCCCUUUUCCGCGGGACCACGCAGCUGUGUGGGGCGCAAGUACGCGAUGCUCAAGCUAAAGAUCCUUCUGUCGACCAUUUUGCGGAACUACCGUGUCUACUCGGACCUGACCGAAUCGGACUUCAAGCUGCAGGCGGACAUCAUCCUGAAGCGGGAGGAGGGCUUCCGCGUGCGCCUGCAGCCGCGGACCAGGUGAACCUUUUGAACCUGGUGACCCCGACGGACGGACGGACGGAGCAGGUGCAGGUGACCCACGCGGACGGACGGUGGUCACCGAGAUGGCGGACAGCACACCGUACACAAUAAGCUACACAGAACGGACACUUAUCCACACAUAUAUCUCUACUUGUUGGCAAGUGAUAGUCACCGGUUUAUACAGUAAUAUUGAUAAUAUUAAAUAAUAAACGUGCUCCAACACUCGAUUUAUUGAAUAGUA
This is a messenger RNA of Drosophila gunungcola (fruit fly), 2487 nucleotides long. It is a transcript of the gene Cyp4g15, whose product is annotated as cytochrome P450 4g15. Gene Ontology annotation, molecular function: monooxygenase activity; iron ion binding; oxidoreductase activity, acting on paired donors, with incorporation or reduction of molecular oxygen. The transcript is spliced from 6 exons. NCBI's taxonomy places the organism in Eukaryota, Metazoa, Arthropoda, Insecta, Diptera, Drosophilidae. Bases 532 to 2247 code for a protein of 571 amino acids. The record is from RefSeq and is a predicted model, not a curated record.